UAUUCGAUAUAUAAAUUGAAUGAAAAGGACAAGAAUGCCUGCAACUAAUUUACAAGCCUCCCACAAAAUUUCCUUUGCAUGAACUUGCUUUUGAAAAUUCCAACCAUUAACCUGCAACUAAUAGCCAAUUUGAAAAAACAAAAUAUAAAAACAAAACAAGUGGUAGGCGUCUCGUCCUAAUUCGACUUUUCUUGUACUCUCAGUAACGGCUCUAUCAGGUGAAAGAACUAGAUAAGUCGUCCAACGGACAGAAACUUAGCUUAUUCGAAGCCUCCAACAUUUCAACACACAUUGAUUUUGGCCAUUGCAAUGAUGGUGGUCUCCGCGUCCAUUCCCGCGUGAAAAGUGUCCAGAAACGCCCCCGUAUAAAAUCCCGUCUCUCACGAGUCACGUCUUUUUCCUCUUUUCUCACCCAACGCACACGCACGCUCUAAAGACAGACUGUAAUCAAGAUGACUGUAAUGUCCAACGAUCGAAAAUACCGCCGGAGUACCAGGAGUCCUCUCCUUCCUCUAAAGCACGAUGGCUACGAGCCUCUCGAGGUAGGCUUCGGUGGCGCUUCAUUCUCUGGCGCCGUUUUUAACCUAUCCACCACCAUCGUUGGUGCCGGAAUCAUGGCCCUUCCGGCCACCGUGAAGCAACUAGGGCUAAUUCCAGGUAUUAUAAUGAUCGUGCUGGGAGCCAUGUUAACGGAGUCUUCCAUCGACAUGAUCCUAAGAUUCGGUAAAGCUUCCAAGUCCUCCACGUAUUCCGGUGUCGUCGCGGACGCGUUCGGCGGGCUCGGCCGCACUCUCAUCCAAAUGUGCAUUGUCAUUAACAACCUCGGCAUGCUCAUCGUAUACAUGAUCAUAAUCGGUGAUGUGUUAGCCGGGACGUUGUCAGAUGGGGUCCACCAUUCGGGUGUUAUGGAAAAAUGGUUGGGUCAACAUUGGUUGACUUCGCGUUCUUUCUUGCUACUGCUAACCACGCUGCUUGUGUUCUCUCCCCUCAUUUCAUUCAAACGCGUUGAUUCAUUGAGAUACACGUCAGCAUUAUCGGUGGGGCUUGCUAUUGUAUUUGUGGCAAUCACUGCAGGAGUGGCAAUUGUAAAAUUAAUAGAAGGAAGUAUCAGAAUGCCACGUUUGAUGCCUGAAAUCAGUGAUCAAGCAUCUUUCUGGAAACUUUUUACAGUUAUACCUGUUUUGGUCACUGCUUAUAUAUGCCACCACAACAUUCACCCUAUAGAGAAUGAACUGGUUGAUCCCACCCAGAUGAAGUCAAUAGUGAGAACAUCCCUUACAUUGUGCUCUUCUGUCUAUAUCGCUACCAGCUUGUUUGGAGUUCUUCUCUUUGGUGACCAAACACUGGACGAUGUGCUUGCCAAUUUUGAUGGUGAUCUUGGAAUUCCAUAUAGUUCACUGCUUGAUGAUGUGGUUAGAGUGAGCUAUGGCAUCCACCUGAUGCUUGUCUUCCCAAUUGUGUUUUUCUCCCUUCGCCUUAACCUGGAUGGUCUUCUCUUUCCAUAUGCCAUUCCUAUUGCAUGUGAUAACAAGAGAUUCUUCUUAAUAACUGCAGCUUUAAUGGGAUUUAUCUUUGUGGGGGCCAAUUUUGUGCCUAACAUCUGGGAUGCUUUCCAGUUCACCGGAGCAACAGCUGCAAUCGCUGUUGGUUUCAUCUUUCCAGCAGCCAUUGCUCUAAGGGACACCCAUGGAAUUGCAACAAAAAAUGACAGGCUAAAAUCAUGGGUGAUGAUACUAUUGGCUGUCUCAUGCAGUACAGCGGCCAUCUGUAGUGAUAUUUACAGCAUUUUCAACUUCGAAAAUGAAAUUGGAAGGUGACAUGUGAGAGGGCGAAUUAUAACAACUUCUUUCUAACUUAAGGACUACACUUGCAUACUGGGUGAGCCAAGACAACCAUACUGAAGAGCUCCAGUUCAUCAAUUGGUUGACAUGUAGCUAGCCAUUCUUGUAUUGAAGCAAGCAAAUCUUAGUGUUGAAGUUUGAAGUCAGUAAAUGAAUAGAAAUCAUACUCUAUUUGCCUUGCUGCAAUACAGUAUAUUUAUUUGGGAUCCCAAUAGAAACUUCUCCUUCAAGACAUAAACUGGUUGGCAUAUUAAAACCCGAUAUGAAUUUCCACCG
Molecule: messenger RNA, 2117 nt
Organism: Manihot esculenta (cassava)
Lineage: Eukaryota; Viridiplantae; Streptophyta; Magnoliopsida; Malpighiales; Euphorbiaceae
Product: amino acid transporter AVT6A
Exons: 5
Coding region: 453-1817 (454 amino acids)
Biological process (GO): amino acid transmembrane transport
Molecular function (GO): amino acid transmembrane transporter activity
Source: RefSeq, a predicted model, not a curated record